UAAUAAGUUUGAAUCGGCGUUGGAGCUGCACGCGAGUGAUUUUAAAAAAAUUGUUAAAUUUAUUGUUAUCCGCGAGUCAAGUAUGGGCAAAAAGAGAAAAGCAGGAGGCGCGCAGGACGAAGAUGCCGAGGAGUAUGACCUUCCGGCGAAGCACAUGAAUUCCAGCCACAUUCGUUCCAACGAACGAAGGCUCAUCGUCAUCCUGGAAGGAGCCCAGCUCGAGUCUGUGAAGGUUGGACCAGUGUUCGAACUUCUCAACUGUGAUGAUCAUCUUAACUUGCUGAAAAAGUUUAACCGCGAUCCGGGCAGUUGCCGGCCAGACAUCACCCACCAGUCCUUGCUUAUGUUGAUGGACUCGCCCCUAAAUCGAGCUGGACUGCUGCAGGUGUACCUGAAAACGGAAAAGAACGUUCUGAUCGAGAUCAACCCACAGACGAGAAUACCCCGGACGUUCAGGCGGUUCGCAGGGCUGAUGGUUCAGCUGCUGCACAAGUUUAGCAUAAAAGCUAGCGAUUCGCCGCAGAAAUUGAUGCGCGUCAUCAAGAACCCGAUUUCGAACCACUUGCCGGUAGGAUGUCGCAAGUUUGCCAUGUCCUUCAGCGCCAGUAAGGUUGAGCAUCCGCGCGAGCUGGUGCCCAAGCAGGACGAACCGGUGGCCCUGGUGGUGGGGGCGUUUGCGCACGGAAGUUUGAACGUGGACUACACCGAGGGAACCUUUUCGAUCAGCAACUACCCGCUGUCGGCGGCUUUGGCCUGCAGCAAACUUUGCUCAGCGUUUGAGGAAGCGUGGGGAAUCAUCUAAGGAUCCCAGGAGUGUCUUGUGAUAGUGCCAUUGAGC
Molecule: messenger RNA, 838 nt
Organism: Culex quinquefasciatus (southern house mosquito)
Lineage: Eukaryota; Metazoa; Arthropoda; Insecta; Diptera; Culicidae
Product: ribosomal RNA small subunit methyltransferase NEP1
Exons: 3
Coding region: 83-802 (239 amino acids)
Biological process (GO): rRNA base methylation
Cellular component (GO): small-subunit processome; nucleolus
Molecular function (GO): rRNA (pseudouridine) methyltransferase activity; rRNA binding
Source: RefSeq, a predicted model, not a curated record